UUUCAUCUAAAUGGGAUGCACAAGUCUGGAGACGUGGUUUUGGGUGGACUGUUUCAGAUCCACUUCUUUUCUGUAUUUCCUGACCUGUCUUUUACCUCUGAGCCAGACCAGCCAUCUUGCCAUGGUUUUGAUGUUAUAGGAUUUAGACGGGCCCAAACAAUGGCCUUUGCUAUUGAUGAGAUCAACAGAAACCCAAACCUGCUGCCUAAUGUGACUCUGGGAUACAGUAUUUAUGAUCACUGCGUCAAUGUUGGAAUCUCAUUCCGUGCAGCACUGUCAUUAGCAAACGGUCAAGAAGAGCAAAUUAUAUUAGAUGACAAGUGUGUAGGAAACCCUCCGGUUCUGGGGAUUGUGGGUGAUUCUUCUUCUACACAUUGUAUCGCCAUCUCCAAUGUGUUAGGUUUGUACAGAGUCCCUAUGGUGAGUUAUUUUGCCACAUGCGCCUGUCUGAGUGACCGGCAAAAAUAUCCAUCCUUCUUUAGGACGAUCCCAAGUGAUGCUUUCCAGGUCCGUGCUAUGAUUCAGAUUAUGAAGCACUUUGGUUGGACUUGGGCAGGUCUGCUAGUUGUUGAUGAUGAUUAUGGACUCAAUGCUGCCCGGUCCUUCCAGUCUGACCUGAGUCUGUCUGGUGAAAUUUGUCUGGCUUACAUAGAGGUUUUACCCUGGGACAAUGACCCAUCUGAACUAAGGAGGAUUGUGGAUAUGAUGAAGAAAUCCACAGCACGUGUGGUCAUAGUUUUUGCACAUGAGAGUUACAUGAUUAACCUCAUGGAAGAGGUGGUGAGGCAGAAUGUGACAGGUCUGCAGUGGAUGGCCAGUGAAGCCUGGACAGCGGCCGAUGUCCUCCAGACCCCUCACCUCAUGCCGUACCUGGGUGGCACACUGGGCAUUGCCAUCCGUCGAGGAGAAAUACCAGGGCUGAGGGACUUCAUGUUACAAACACGUCCUGAUCUACACCACAACAGCAGCUAUGGAAAUAACACGUUAAAUCAGUUUUGGGAAUUCACAUUUCAGUGUAAAUUUGCACCACCUCCCGAAGGCUGGGUGGAAGGUGGGGGAGCACUUUGCACUGGAGAGGAAGAUCUAGAGUUUGUGGAGACUGAACUUUUGGACAUUUCCAACCUCAGACCAGAGUAUAACGUGUACAAGGCUGUGUAUGCUCUGGCCCAUGCCCUUGAUGAUGUGUUGCGGUGUGAGCCAGGCAAAGGGCCUUUCAGUGGAAACAGCUGUGGGAAUUUGCAAGCACUGGAGCCGUGGCAGCUUCUGUAUUACCUUGAAAGGGUCAACUUCACCACAUCGUUUGGUGAUCAAGUGUUAUUUGAUGAGAAUGGUGAUGUCUUACCAAUAUAUGAUAUCAUGAACUGGUUGUGGCUCCCUGAUGGAAGAACUAUAGUUCAGAAUGUGGGUGAAUUUAAGAAGUCAACCUCCAAAGGUGAAGAAAUUACAAUUGAUGAAGACCAAAUCUUUUGGAACUUUGAAAACAAAAAGCCACCCCGCUCAGUGUGCAGUGAGAGCUGUCCCCCAGGGACCCGAAUGGUGAGAAAGAAGGGGGAACCUGUGUGCUGCUUUGACUGCAUCCCUUGUUCUGAGGGAAAGAUCAGCAAUGAAACCAAUUCUAUGGAGUGCAUCAGUUGUCCAGAGGACUUCUGGUCCAGCCCCCAGCGUGACCACUGUGUUCCUAAGAAAACAGAGUUCCUCUCCUACCAGGAACCUCUGGGUAUCUGCUUGACAGUCACCUCAUUACUGGGAACAUUCAUCUGUGCUAUUGUUCUAGGGAUAUUUAUCUACCAUCGCAGUACCCCUAUAGUACGCGCCAACAAUUCUGAACUUAGUUUCCAGCUGUUGUUGUCUCUUAAGCUAUGUUUCUUAUGUUCACUGUUAUUCAUUGGACGUCCCAGAUUGUGGACAUGCCAACUGAGACAUGCAGCAUUUGGGAUCAGCUUUGUGCUUUGUGUUUCUUGCAUCUUGGUCAAAACCAUAGUGGUUCUGGCUGUAUUCAAGGCCUCUAAGCCAGGAGGUGAAAGCAGUCUAAAGUGGUUUGGCUUGAUGCAGCAGAGAGGAACAGUUCUGGUUCUUACGUUUAUUCAAGCAGCUAUCUGCACCGCCUGGCUUGUAUCUUCUUCACCAGCUCCUCAUAAAAACACACAAUACCACAAGGAUAAGAUAGUUUAUGAGUGUAUAGUUGGGUCCACUAUUGGUUUUGCAGUGUUGUUGGGUUAUAUUGGUUUACUGGCCAGUCUCAGUUUUAUAAUUGCAUUUCUGGCCAGGAAUCUUCCAGACAGUUUCAACGAGGCCAAACUCAUCACAUUCAGCAUGCUGAUCUUCUGUGCUGUGUGGGUGGCUUUUGUCCCAGCUUACAUCAGCUCACCAGGCAAAUAUGCAGAUGCAGUGGAGGUAUUUGCCAUCCUGGCCUCCAGUUUUGGCCUCUUGGUAGCGCUGUUUGGACCCAAAUGUUACAUAAUCCUGUUGAGACCAGAGAGGAACACGAAGAAAGCGAUCAUGGGUCGAGGUACCACCAAGACAUAAAAUUAAAACUUACACCAUUGCAUUUUACAUUGACCAGAUUCAAGAUCACUUUGAUUCAUUCUCUCAUAAGGCCAAGACAAUGUUGGACAAUUUUGCAUAAUUGCCACGGUGCGUCAUGGGAAGUA
Messenger RNA from Mugil cephalus (flathead mullet), 2651 nucleotides. RefSeq names its product extracellular calcium-sensing receptor-like. Gene Ontology annotation, molecular function: G protein-coupled receptor activity. Bases 16 to 2526 code for a protein of 836 amino acids. Gene Ontology annotation, cellular component: membrane. The transcript has 9 exons. The record is from RefSeq and is a predicted model, not a curated record. Gene Ontology annotation, biological process: G protein-coupled receptor signaling pathway. Lineage: Eukaryota; Metazoa; Chordata; Actinopteri; Mugiliformes; Mugilidae.